This is a messenger RNA of Aureobasidium vineae, 1464 nucleotides long. The record is from the annotation of a GenBank genome assembly. Lineage: Eukaryota; Fungi; Ascomycota; Dothideomycetes; Dothideales; Saccotheciaceae.
AUGGGCAAGUUCAGCAUGAGCAAGACGAGAGCCUACAACUGGUACAUCUCUCUCGUGGCCGCCUCAUGCAUGGUUCUCUACGGUUACGAUGCCUCCGUCUUCAAUGCUGUGCAGGGCUCGAAGCACUGGGUUGCUUACUUCGACAAGCCUCCAUCGUCGCUGGUUGGUUCAUGGGCGGUCCUGUUGCUGACUACUUCGGCCGUCGCGUGGNGCAUGGCUUCCGGUGCUAUCCUCGUCAUCAUCGCAACAUUCAUCCAGACCUUUACUCCUCGCCACAACCUUGCAUGCUACAUCGUCGGCCGUGUAGUCGUCGGUCUGGGACAAGGUCUUGCUCUGACUGCCGGACCAAUCUACAUCGGAGAACUUGCGCCUCCCGAAAUCCGUGGAAAGAUCAUGUCCUUCUGGCAAAUGUUCUACUCUGUGGGCUCAUUCAUUGCCUACUGGGUCAACUUUGCAUGUUCCAAGCACAGAGCUGAGUUGGGCGAGUGGGACUGGAGAAUGGUCACCAUCUUCCAACUGCUCGUGCCUAUCCUCAUCCUCUCUCAAGUAUUUUUCAUCCCGGAGACCCCGAGAUGGUAUCUCCAACACGGCGAUGAUGGUACAAAGGCCAGAAAGUCACUACUCAAGGUCCGCGAUACCGAGCAGGAAGUCGAUGGUGAAAUUCUCAUGAUCAGAGAAGCCCUGGAGUUUGAGAAGGAAGCGAUUUCUAGCUCGUACUCUGCACUCUGGAAAGACCCUUCUGUGCGCAAGAGACUGCUGUUGGCUUUUGUCCUCAACGCCGGCCAGCAAAUCACUGGCCAAGGCACGCUCAACUCAUACAGCACUAUCAUCUACAAAAAGGUGUUUACCAACGACUCGACCAUCGCCUUGAUCAACGCCCUCAACGCCACCUUCGCAAUCUUCUUCACCAUGAACGCAACAUGGACCGUCGACCGCUUUGGCAGAAAGUUCUUGCUUAUUGUCGGAGCAGUAGGCAUGGCAAUCUGCAUGGUCAUUGUCGCAGCCGUGGUCACCGAAACACCCGGCGGCAACACAAAAUCCGAGCCCGUGGGUAUAGCAGUAGUAUUCCUACUCUUCCUGUUCGCCUUCUUCUACAAGCCUUCCUGGGGCGCCACCGUCUGGAUCUGGACGUCCGAGAUUUUCUCCAUGAACGUUCGUGCUCAAGCCGUCGGCAUGGCUUCCCAAACCCAAAAUGUUGCAAACCUCAUUGUGCAGCAAUUCUUCCCUACUUUCCUCAACAAUUGUGGAUUCUAUGCUUUCUACAUGUUUGCAGGUAUUAAUCUUCUGCUUGCCGUCUUUGUCUGGUUCUGCAUUCCAGAGACUAAGAACGUCACCCUUGAGGAGAUCGAUACUCUGUUUGGUGGGCAGAAUCAUGUGGCCAUGGGAGAGGGUAUGGUGGGUGUUGCCGAGGGAGAGAAGUUUGGUGUUGAGACAGUCGAGGAGAUUCGGGAGGAGAGGAGAUAA